Spinacia oleracea (spinach) is the source of this 1809-nucleotide messenger RNA. RefSeq names its product protein SLENDER RICE1-LIKE 1. The record is from RefSeq and is a predicted model, not a curated record. Lineage: Eukaryota; Viridiplantae; Streptophyta; Magnoliopsida; Caryophyllales; Amaranthaceae. The transcript has a single exon. Bases 276 to 1664 code for a protein of 462 amino acids.
UUAUCUCCCAAUAUCUCAUUAAUUCCCAUAAUCUCCAUCUCUCCUUAGCGUACACUCUUUAACUCUCUCUCCUCACCACUUUUCACAUAUUUUGCGUCUUUCUCAACUUCUCACUUAAUCAUCCCACUAAAAAUUACUUACUAUAAAUAGUAAGUGGUUAUGCACUAAUUUAUUUAAUAGAAUAUAUGCUGAUGAAGUCUCUCUACUGAAAUUAAUUUUUUUUUCUCCCAUCCAACUAGCUAGCUAAUCCAAACCAUUAUUUCUAAAAGUAGUAAAUGGAGUCCUAUAUGGACGAGUUGCUCGGCGAUGAUGAUCGGGUUAUGCCGUGGGCUAAUACCUUCGACCCCGAACUUGGAUCAAUACCUAUUCUAAGGCCCAGGUCUGGCCCGGGUCUUACUUUUAUUGAUCCUGUUCCAAAUGAGUUGAUGAAGGUGAUUGGUGACACGUGGACAGACCAAUUUGGUGAGGAGCAACCAAGUGGGGACAGUCAAUCACCGGUCUAUGACGUGGAGGAGGACAUGGGAAUAAGGUUGGUCCAUGCUUUGCUGACGUGUGCUGAUUCAGUUCAACGUGGUGAUUUCCGAUUGGCGAAUUCGCUUAUCGGACAGAUGAACAAUGUGUUGUUGACACGUGUCAAUACAGCUUGUGGAAUUGGUAAGGUAGCCGGCUACUUCGUUGAUGCUUUGAGCCGGCGCCUAUACCAGUCGAACUUAAGAAUGGGCCUAACCGGGCCAGGUUCAGUGUCGAAUGAGGUACUCUAUCAUCACUUCUAUGAGGCUUGUCCUUACCUUAAAUUUGCGCACUUUACGGCAAACCAAGCCAUAUUGGAGGCAUUUGAAGGCCAAGCUUAUGUACACGUCAUCGACUUCAGCUUAAUGCACGGCUUGCAAUGGCCAGCUCUCAUCCAAGCCUUGGCCCUAAGGCCCGGAGGUCCACCGUCGUUGAGGCUAACGGCGAUUAGCCCAUCAAUAACAUCAAAUGAACAUGAUUUCUUCCAGGAGACCGGGCUAAGGCUAGCCCAACUAGCCCGGUCCAUUAAUGUAAGGUUCUCAUUUCAAGUCGUUACAACAUCACAACUCGAGGUCAUUAAGCCAUGGAUGUUCCAAACGAGUCCCGAAGAAGUCAUAGCCGUCAAUUCCAUCUUACAACUCCAUCGGCUACUCAACACAAACAUAGACCCGGUUCUCGAGUCAAUCAGAAGCCUAAACCCGAAAAUAUUUACCGUAGUAGAACAAGAUACAAAUCAUAAUCAACCUGAGUUCCUAAUCAGGUUCACCGAAGCGUUACAUUACUAUUCAUCCAUGUUCGACUCAUUAGAGGCUUGUCAGCUCGAAGCCUCUAAGUCGGUAGCAGAGAAGUACAUGCAACGAGAGAUAUGUAACAUAGUGUGUUGCGAAGGCUCGGCUAGGGUUGAACGACACGAGCCACUAGCCAAGUGGCGGUAUCGAUUGAGCCGAGCCGGUUUCAAGCCGUUACAUAUGGGGCAUAACGCAUUUAAACAAGCAACCAUGUUACUAACAUUGUGUUCAGGCCAAGGAUAUAGUGUGCAAGAGAGUGAUGGAUGCUUGAGUCUAGGGUGGCAUAAUCGCCCGUUAAUUGCGGCUUCUGCUUGGCAAAUGAGGAAUGAUAAUGAUGGAUCAACAUCUUCAUCUUCGUCAGUUUGAGUUAAUAUAAUUAAAUCAUCAUUAUGUACGUUUUUCUAUCCAAAAAGAUUAAAUCUAGAUUCAUUUUUUUUACAAUUAGUGUGAGAAAAAUAUCAAGAAUAUUUUAUUGGUGUGCGAAUAAAAAAUAAACAAUUACAUCGGUGAA